This is a messenger RNA of Prorocentrum cordatum, 3011 nucleotides long. NCBI's taxonomy places the organism in Eukaryota, Dinophyceae, Prorocentrales, Prorocentraceae. The record is from the annotation of a GenBank genome assembly.
GCCUGGGGCGGCGCCGUCUGCGCGCGGCACGCGCUCGCCAGCCUGCGGGGGGCGGCCGGCGCCUGCGUGCAGAGGGGCCGCCUGCGUCGGCACCUUUGCGGGUGGGCCGCCUCGCGCGCCUGCGCGGUGAGGGCCAGGGAGGCCGACUCGCGACGGCUGUCGGCCGCAGCCUGCUCGGCCUGGAGGCGGGCCGCGAUCGUGCGCGCCGCGGCAAGGUCGCAGGUGGCCUCUGCCCGCAGGCACCUCCGCGAGCGCAGCCGCCGCAGCGCCUGGCAGGCGUGGGCGCGGCGCUGCGCCACGAGGCAGCAGCUUGGGCGGCGGACGUGCUGCGCCCAGGGCAAGCGCUCGCACGCCGCAGCCCGCAGGAGCCUCGCGCAGUGGAGCUGGCGCCUGCAGCGCCUGCGCCAUCUUCGCGCCAAGGCCAUCGCGGCGACCGAGAAGCGCGCCUGGCGCCUGGGAAUAGCAGACGGAACCCAGCUUCGGCCGCUGCGCGCCAGCACGGGCGCCGCCCUAGCCUCCUUCUUCAAGGGCUUGCUGCUGCACAGGGUGUGGCGCACGUGGCGCCGCCUCCGGGAGCUCUGGCGCGCGCGCGCGAGGGAGGUCGAGGCCAGGGCGUCCUCGCUGGAGGCAAAGGUGGAGGACGCCUUGCUCGCGCGUGCGCUCCGAGGCCUGUACUCCCUCGCGAGGGCCCACGCCUCCAGGCGAGGCGAUGCGGUCCGGCAGCUUCUGCUGCUGCCGCGGCUGGCCGUAAUGGUCGCACCACCCUCCGCGAGGAGCCUGCUGGCCUCUUUCUUCCGCUGCUGGAAGUACACGAGAAUCCUGGGCAGCAGCGCCCGCGAGACCCUCCAGUGUGCGUCGCUGGCCUGGCGCGCGGAGGCGUCGCGCCGUGCGGCCGUGCGGGCCGUGUUGCGCCGCGCGCAGUCCCUGGCGAGCUCGAGGCACGCGCGCGGGGCGCUGCUUCAGUGGAGGCUCCGCAGCGGUCGGGAGCGAAGCCGCAGGGUGGACGCGGCGCGCGCGCCCCGGAGGGCGAUGGCCCAGUCUCUAGCCAGGUGGCGCGCGCACGUCCAGCUGCAGAGGGCAGUCGCGCGGCUGCGCUUGGAGUUCGCGGCGUGCUCGCGCGGCUCUCGGCUGAGGCGGGGAUGCCGCGCUUGGAGGCUGCAGGCGGCCAGCGGGAGGGCGAGGGCACUCCUCGUGUCGGCGCUGGCGCGCUGCGUCCGCAGGCGGCGGGUUCUGGCCGGCCUGAUCAGGUGGAGGGCGCGCGUGCUGGGCCACGCCUGCCGCUCGGUCCUUCGCCGCGGUGGCCGGCGCGGCGGGCGCCUAGCCCGAUGGGCGGUUGCUCUCUGGCGGGCGGCCUGCCUGAUAGCCGCCAAGGAGAGGCUGCGCCGAGUCCGCCUAGCGCGCAGUUGCUGGGUGGAUUGGAGGGCCGUGGUGGAGCGCUCAGUGUUCUUGCGCACGGCUGGGGCUCGCGCGGACGCGUGGCAGUCUCGCAGGGCCGUCCUGGUCUGGGCGUGCGCGUGCGUGCGCGUGCGCGCUGGCGAAGGGCUGAAACGCUUGGCGUGUGCGCGCGCAGCCGAGGCACGCUCUGGACGGGCUUUUGCUGCCUGGCGCGAGGCGUGGCUGUGGGAGGAGCACUCACGGCACCUGUCUCGGGAGGUCGACGCGGCCGCCCGCGGCGCUCUGGCCGCCGCCGCCCUGGCGGCAUGGGCGCGGGGGGCCUCGCGCAGCAGGCUCCUGUCGCAGAGGAGGGCGGCUUGGGAGGACGCGGCAGUGCGGCGCGUGUCUGAGCGCGGCGUGCGGGCGUGGAGGAGAGCAGCGGCCUUGUCCUUGGUCCUGAGGGCGCGUUCCCUGCUGGAGGCCAGGACGCUCCAGGACACGGUGCGCUGCGCGUUCCACACGAUGGUGGGCCGGCACUUCGCCUUCUCCGCGGCCGUGCUGGAGCUCGCGGACCGGCGGCCGCGCGUGCGGGUGUGCCUCGGGGAGCUGCUGACGCGCGGGCGCACGGACCGCCUGGAAGCCCUGUCGGGGUGGCGGGCGUGGGUGUGCAGGAGAACGCGUGAGGCGGCGCAGCGGUUCUCGCUGCAGCGCGCUGCGCGGGGGCUCCGCCUGCGGGCCGGGUUGCUCGCGUGGGGGUGCAUCAGGAUGCGCCUGCGAGCGGCGGCCGCGGCGGCCCAGCGAGCACGCGCCGCCUGGAGCCGCGCAGUGCGGCGCAGGGUCUGGCGAGGCUGGGCGCGGGCGGCGCGGCGGGCGGGCGCGGCUAACGCAAGCGUGCGGGAGUCCGCUCAGGCGCGCGAGGAGCGGCUGGCGCGGACGUGCGUGAGUUGGUGGGCCCGCUGGCGGUGGCUCGAGGCUGGCGUGCGCCAGGCUUCCAGUCGUGUCGAGGAGUCGCGCGCGAGGCGCGGUGCUGCCCUGGCGCUGCGCGGCUGGGCGGCCGCGGCGGCCAGGCUGGCGGCGCGGGAGGCGGGCCUGCUGCUGCGGCAGGAGGAGGUGCACGCCGCGGCGUCUCGGAGGCGGUGCUCCACGGUGUUCUCGGCGUGGAGCGCAGGGGCCGCCCGCGCCAGGCGCGCGGCGUGGCAGCGGCAGGCGAAGUGGGCCUUUGCAUGCUGGCGGCUGUACGCCCGGGAGCAGGAGCUGCUGCGGAAGUACCUCGAGGAGUGCUCCGCGGCGGGCUUCGGGCAGGGCGCUGCCCCCGGGGCCCCUGCCCAGGGUGCGGUGGGGCCCGGGGACCUCGAGGCGCUGUACCGCGAGAUGGCGACCCAGCGCUGGGCCGGCUCGGAGCCGCCCUCAGACUGAGGCGUGAGGCCCCUCUGGCCCAGCAGCCGCUCGUUCGAGCGGGCUUGGGCGGCCACGUGCCGCGCGGGCACCGGCCUCGCCGAGGCCCAGCGGCCUUCCUCUUCCUCGGCCGGUUCCUGCCCCCUCCUGAUGCGCGGGGCGUUUGUACGUUACGGGGGCAGCCUCGGAUCGAGGCACGGGGUCGACACAACAAAAAGCGAUCAAGCGAACAUGACUCGCGG